AUGGAAGCAUCUCCCCUUGCUGGGCAUUCCGAAGGCCUCUCGUCCGGCGAUGCCCGGGGACAGUCUGCGUCCCGUUUGUCUUUGUCGGCGUUUCCCUCGGAGGCGAGCGCCGGCGCGCCUGCGCAGGCAUCGGGAGGCGAGGCGACGCCUGCGCGGCUACGUCGUCCAACCUUGUCCCGCUCUCAACUCGCCGAGAACUUUGCGCUGGCUGCGGCGCGCCGCUUCGAGGACGGACGGCCGGAAAAGGAAAAGGCUGCAUGCGCAGCGGAGCGAAUCGACGGAUCGUCCUCGGUGGUCUCGACACCGAGCACGCUGGAGGCCCAGCUCUCCGGAGCGUCGGAGCCGAGUCCACUUUCUGCGGCGUCUCCGGUCCCCCCUGUGGCCAUCGGCGGUCCGUGGGUAGGUUGGAGCGCCGGCAGCCAAGUCAGCGACGUGUAUCCGGCCUCGGAGUCAAAUGCAGUCCUUCAGAGAUGCCCGAAUCGCCCCGAGGAUGUCCCUGGAGACGAGACGCCGCGCGGAGACAGGGGAGGGACGUCUUCGGCGCCCGCGACGAGUCCGCGUUUGCCCCUCGGGGCGACUGUCUCGAAUAAGCCUUCCGACGCCUCGGCGGCCAAGGGCCAAAGGACAGGGGACAGGACAGGCGCGGCGAGGUUUUUGGGGCGCAUGCAGCGGAGCGGCAGCUGGUUGCCGAAGCGGGGGAGUGGUCCGGCAACCGACCAGAGCACGGUCUCGGCUCCCGCGAGUCGGGACCCGUCGCGGUCGCGGCGGCGGGGGUCAGGAUGGCCUUCCGUCAGCCGCAGUUUGUCGCUCACGCUGACCAUCAAGCGACUCUUCACGCGCCGCGUGAACCGGAAAGACGGAGCGCUCGUGCCUGCCGAGUUGCCCGACGGCGUAGCCGGCGCGCCGGGCGGCUCCACGAAGGCAGGCGGCGAGACGACUCCGGCCUGCGGAACAGAGGCAGAGACGGACGCGAGCGGUACCGUGCGGACGGGCAUCGCCUCAGACACUGUCAGAGGCUCCAGCAGAUGGCGGAAGCGGCCGUCGGGGCAUCUUUUUUUGCGAGGCCUGUACCGCUCGCGGGCUCGCGCGCCCGGACGGCUGCGGGCGCAUCCGCGGCCGGUCCAGGAGGCGAAGGGACCGUCCCUCGGAGCGCCUGAGGGUGGUGUGGCCCCGCCGCCUUUGCACGCCGGCGCAGGCAAGGGAGCGAAGGGCGCGUCGUUGAGUGCGCGCCAGGAGGACGUGGAAAACGAGGACGCGAAACGGGCCACGCACGCGGCGACGACUGCUGGCGGGGACACCGGUUCGACGUCGGCGCCGGGGGGCGACUUCUCCCUCGCGAGUUCUCGCCAGACGAGUUUUCUGGAGCCGCCGGCGCACGCGCUGACGGACUCGAACGUGGAGCGCAGCGAGCGAGAGUCGCUCUUGCGGCAGGCAGACUCCGACUGCUCGAGCGGCCGACCCAGCCAGGCGGCGCAGGGCGGCUUCGAUCUCUCGAAGGUCGACGUUUUUCCCGAUGUGCUUGAGGACGAGGACGGCGAAUGCAGCCAGGUGGUCAGUGUGACGCAGCCGGGCGACGACGAGGCCUGCGCUGCGGAGAAGCCGUUCGCGAAGCUCGACAGAGACCAAAAGAAGACGAGGGGACCGGACGGCGAGGCGAAAGCGGAGGGAACGCCUCGCAUGGACCACGGCCAGGACCCAAAGAACGCAAAGGUCGAGAAGGCAAUGCCCGCUCAGAAAGGCCCUCGAAACGAAAAGCCGGCAGGCGCGCCAAACAGGAAGGUUCCCUCAAAGAGAGACGGCCGAAAAGUGAACAAGUUCUCGAGGCGGACCAUGCAUCGACUGGUCAUGAAGCAAUUCAAAGUGACCACACUCGAUGUGUCAGAUCUCCGCCUCGUGCUCCGGUACAAAUCUGUAUACCUUGACGACGUCACAGGCCUUCUCGAGGUGGACCGUCUUCCCGGAUUCUCAGGGCACGUCCAUACAGCCCCAACAGAGAAGAACAGAUGGCUGAAUCGCCCGCGGUGGAGUUCCCGCUUCUUCGUGUUGCACCACGGCCACUGGUUUUGGUUCCGCGACGAGCGCUCGUUCCGGACGGGGGGUCUGAGUGCGUCUCUGGGCUCCAUUUCGCUUCUCAUCAAUCCCUUCACCAUCGAUCUUCAUCCCAAGUGCACGACGCGGUUCUGUGUGAGGUUCGGAGACUGGUAUGCCGUGCAAAUCGACACCAGCAUCGAAAAGAAGGACCGAGGCGAAUGGGCGGUCCUCUUUCUGGCGGCAGGGAAUCUGGGCGAGCAAAUUCGCAUGUGCUUUCUCGACAUCGACUGGCAAGACGUCCAAGAUCGCGGGCGUCUCACAGCCAAACAGAACGGCCUGGCGCCUUGA
This is a messenger RNA of Neospora caninum, 2379 nucleotides long. RefSeq lists its product as hypothetical. Lineage: Eukaryota; Apicomplexa; Conoidasida; Eucoccidiorida; Sarcocystidae. The record is from RefSeq and is a predicted model, not a curated record. The transcript has 3 exons. The coding region runs from base 1 to 2379 and encodes 792 amino acids.